AGCACCGUCCACUCACUCACUUUACUUUCAUUUACUCCGGACUUUAGAAGCACCACACGUUUUCUUAACACUCCUUCAAGCCACGAUGGAUUAUUGCUAUUUCUUUUUGUUCUUUUGUUUGCUGAAUUCCCUGCUCGACGUCCGGGUGUCCGGAUGCGAUGUAAACUGUGCAGAUACGCCUAUUUUCAGUCUGUCCAGACUGGUGGUGAGGCACGGCGACCCAGCAUCUGUCACAUGUGUAGCUUGUCAGAAGAACUGCACUGAAGAGGAUGUUGGUUUGGAAACAUCUGUGGGAAACGCAGUGCAAAAUGGAACCACAUUGUCAUGGACGGUUAAAAGCAUGACUGAAUGGAGCGUAAAAAUGCUGUGUUAUUAUAGGACCACUGAUGUUGAGCAGUGUUGCACUAAACUCCCUGUUACUGUAUAUCAGCCUCCAGAUAAUGUGUCCAUCAGCCUUGCAGGACACGCUGGACCGAUGCGCGAGUCUAGCCAGUACACACUGCAGUGUGACGUACAGAACGCAGCUCCUCUUAGAAACCUGACAGUGACCUUCUACAAAGGCCAGACAGUACUGGAUCGACAACAAUCCACCAAAACCAUUAUAGAAGAAAAGAAACCAGCCGAUGAGCAGUUCACCUGGGACUUUACUGCCAGUAAAGAAGAUAACGGGAUCCAGUUCUGGUGUGAAGCAGAGCUGGAACUGGGACCUGACGGACCGCAGAUCCCUCCAGUGGUGAAGUCAGGAAAACUCACUGCCACAAUUCACUAUGGACCUGAACUGAAGCAGUCUGCAAAUCCAGACACAAUCACAAUUAUAAAAGGAGAAACUCUACAUCUGGACUGCUCUGCUGAGGGAAACCCCGUCCCCUCAUACAACUGGACGCUCCCAUCGGGUGAUUCUUCCUACAGCGGCAGUGUUCUCACCAUUGAAUCUGUGGGUUUUGACCAUGGAGGGCAGUACGUUUGUACUGUUGGCAACAGCGUGAAAUCAGUCCAACUGAAUUUUACCGUGGCUGUCCAAGUUAACCCCCUGUACUACAUUAUACCUAUAGUCAUUUCAUUGGCUGUUUUGUUGGCUGUUAUAGUGAUAAUUGGAUACCGGCAUUGCUAUAAACAGAAAAGAAUGGGUAAGUACAACUUGAAGGAUGUUUUCCGAUUUCAAAAGAAGCACAGUUUGGUACCCACUAUAGAGUAAAUGGACGUCCGUGUGGAUGGACAAAUCUGGACCUGGGGGCUGUGACCUUUUCUGCAGACAAUGGUACAUGAGGGCUGUAGAGAUACUGAAAAUCAACACCAUCUCCAGUUUGUGGGUGGAUCAGAAAAUAAUCUGGAGCCUCUUCGUCCAAACUUCAGUACUUAUCUGUCAUACAAACACUUUCCUCAGUUUUGAAGCCAGAGGUGUCUGUUGUUAUUUCUUAUUUCGUGUCUUGAUAUAUUGAGUUAAAAGAACAGGUACUCUAGAAAAGAAUAUUUGAUCCAGUCAUUUGGUUCCCAGAGAUAUAUAUAUAUUUUAAAUUAGCCUUUUUAUAAAUGUUACACUAAAUAAAACUGGAUUGUAUUUUGAUUGAAAUGACAGUUUUGAACUGUUUUUAAAUUAUAAAGACAUGGACUGAAUUUGACAAAUACAUAGGCACCAGAGUGUGGCUACUGUUUGACUCUAAGCUGGAUCCUUUCAUGGGUGCUUCGGCCUCCACCGUCCAAAAACAAGCAAAACCCUGAAUGUGAAACAACAAUGCUUUAGUUUGCUCUUGUGCCACCGGCAUGCAACUGCAAUUUUAAAGUGUCGAUAAAAGAAUAUCUGAUAUAAUUAUAAGCUACGUUAUGAUAAUGGCUGUACAUGUCAUGCUUUUUAUUAUGUCGUUUUAACGAUUUUGCAAAACAGAUCAUAUCUUGGAACGUUGAAGAAAAGACAACUAGUUGCUGAGCACCAGAAGCAAUGUGCACAUUUUUGCUGAAUAUACUCUGUCUUAUAUUUUUAUGCAAUGAUGAAGAUGAACUGUAUUAGUAAAUGCACUGUAAACUGAAACAUUAGGAAUGAAGUGUAAGCUGUAACAAUGUUAAAUGGGUAUUUAAUAUAAAUAAAUGUCUUUUUUUACAUACAAA
Cololabis saira (Pacific saury) is the source of this 2103-nucleotide messenger RNA. RefSeq names its product cell adhesion molecule Dscam2-like. The record is from RefSeq and is a predicted model, not a curated record. Lineage: Eukaryota; Metazoa; Chordata; Actinopteri; Beloniformes; Belonidae. The transcript has 5 exons. Gene Ontology annotation, biological process: cell-cell adhesion. The coding region runs from base 86 to 1195 and encodes 369 amino acids. Gene Ontology annotation, cellular component: membrane. Gene Ontology annotation, molecular function: integrin binding.